CACGGACACGAUUGUUUAACCGGCUUCGAUAAGAUUGUGGACGAAUCUCGAGGGGCUUUGUUAUCGGCGGCUAUUAAAAUACCGAUUGUUUCAGGACCAUUUGAACAAGCAGGAGCACCUCGGAAGUGAUGGAUUUUACCGGCAAAGUAGUGCUCAUCACCGGUGCCUCGUCGGGAAUCGGCGAAGGAACCGCGAUUUAUUUCGCCAAGUUCGGAGCAUCGCUUGCUUUGACGGGACGCAACGAAGCAAACCUGAAGAAGGUGGGCGAAGCCUGUGAAGCCGUAUCAAAGAAUGCGCCCCUGCUGCUCAUCGCCGACGUCACGAAGGAAGAGGACAAUAAGCGAGUGCUGGAUGAGAUUAUCGCCAAGUAUGGGAAGCUGGACGUGCUGGUCAACAAUGCCGGUAUUCUGGGGAACGGAUCGAUCGAGAACACGAGCCUCCAGCAGUACGAUGAGCUGAUGAAUACGAACGUCCGUGGCGUGUACCACCUGACGAUGCUGGCCGUGCCGCUGCUGGUGAAGACGAAGGGCAACAUCGUGAAUCUAUCCAGUGUGGCCGGUAACCGAUCUUUCCCCGGCAUCCUGGCCUACAGCAUGUCCAAGGCGGCAAUCGAUCAGUUUACGCGAUGCACCGCACUCGAACUGGCCCCGAAACAGGUGCGCGUGAAUGCCGUCAAUCCGGGUGUCAUCAUUACGGACAUCCACAAGCGUGGUGGUAUGGAUGAGGAGUCGUAUGCUGCGUUCCUGAAAAAGUGCGAGCAAACCCACGCACUUGGAAGACCGGGUGUGGCCGAAGAGGUUGCUUCGACCAUCGCCUUUCUGGCCUCGGACGGGGCCAGCUACAUAACGGGUGUUACGCUGAACGUUGACGGAGGCAGACACGCCAUGUGCCCCCGAUAAGCCUUUUCGGAUGUUCGAUUCCCCGUUUCCAACGACAAAGGUGCCUUGUGUGGAUUGGUAUUACGAAGCAGAUAUGUAUUUCAUUCGAUCGGUUCCGAAAUAAAACAGUAGACCGACGCAGCGACAA
Messenger RNA from Anopheles aquasalis, 1026 nucleotides. Its product is annotated as 3-oxoacyl-[acyl-carrier-protein] reductase FabG. NCBI's taxonomy places the organism in Eukaryota, Metazoa, Arthropoda, Insecta, Diptera, Culicidae. The record is from RefSeq and is a predicted model, not a curated record. Gene Ontology annotation, molecular function: oxidoreductase activity.